AUGUCUUCCCCCUCAACUCGCCGCCUUCUAAAAGAAAGCAGUGACCUCCACAAAAACCCAAGCCCAUACUUCACAGCUGCCCCGAUAAGCGACACAAACCUCCAUGACUGGCACUUCACUCUAGCCGGUCCACCCUCCCCUUCUCCGUACGCCCAAGGCCUCUACCACGGCCGCAUCACUUUCCCAGCCACAUACCCGCUCCGCCCGCCGUCCUUCCGCUUCCUCACGCCCUCCGGCCGCUUCGAAGUCAACCGCCAAAUCUGUCUCAGCAUCUCCGGUCACCACGAGGAGACAUGGCAGCCGGCUUGGGGCGUGCGCACUGCGCUGCUGGGCAUCAGGUCUGAGAUCUUUAGCUCCGAGAGUCAGGGUCAGGUUGGUGGAAUGGAGGGGACCGACGAUAUGCGUCGGGAGUAUGCGCGCCUUUCGCUUGAUUGGUCUUGUCGUGAGUGCGGCGUUAGGAAUAUAGAGGCUAUGAGGGACUUGUGGGAGGUUUGUCGGGAGCGUGGGGUUGAGGUCGAGGGUGAGGUUGCUGCUAUAGAUGGGGGUGCUCGUGCUAGUGCUGGUGUCGAGGGCCAGCCGGAGAUGGUCGAGGCCGAGGCUGAUGCCUCGGCUCCAGUUUCAGGUGGAAAUGAUGUUCCUGUUGAAAAUGAGGACCAGGCAAGAGUGGAUGAUUCUGUAGAGAGCACUCCGGCUGCGGAAUCUGCUCAGGCUCCUUCUGCGCCUGCACCGGUGCCGGCAGAACAAGCACAGGCACACGCACAGGCACCGAUAUCUACUGUACAAGCCCCAGCUACGGUUGUUAUUCCUACGCGGACAAGCUCCUCUCAAAUGACCUCGACGGAGUCUCCAUCUGAAGGUGUCUGGCUGGAUCGGGCUAUCAUUGGUGUGGUCGUUGCUCUUGUCUUGUUGAUAUUGCGCCGAGUAGCCAACGUGGACGAUCUGUAA
Molecule: messenger RNA, 945 nt
Organism: Penicillium vulpinum
Lineage: Eukaryota; Fungi; Ascomycota; Eurotiomycetes; Eurotiales; Aspergillaceae
Product: ubiquitin-conjugating enzyme E2
Exons: 1
Coding region: 1-945 (314 amino acids)
Source: RefSeq, a predicted model, not a curated record